AUGAAUGAGCUUAUUAGUAUGCUAUACGGGGCGGAGGAGUACCCGAAGCAGCUCAAUGUCCGCAUCCACCAGCAUUACGUCAGGGUUCGUAAGGAUCACUUGACUAUCGAGUACAACGGCAAGGGGCGAUACUGCGAUCCAGGCUCUGUACAAUCGGAAUUGCCGGCUCCGAAGGAUUGCGUUUUGUAUUAUUUCGAGGUGAAUGUCGUGAGCAGCGAGAGCCCAGCUAAAGUUGUGGUGGGAUUCUCGGAUGGCAGCUACCACCUGAACCGAUACCCAGGAAACGAUCCAUUUUCCGUCGGGUAUCGUGGUGAGAACGGCCACGUCUCCCUUGGCAGCGGCAAGUGGGAGUCGUACGGGUCGGCCUACGAACAAGGCGACACUGUGGGUUGCGGCAUAAACUACCUGAAGCAAUGCUACUUUUUUACGCGCAACGGCAAAUACCAGGGUGAAGCUGGCAGAUUACACCAUUGCGACAACUUCCCUACUGUUGGGUUGGGUCAAUUCGGGGACCACGUCACAUGCAACUUCGUCGGUCCCUUCAAGUUCGAUAUCGCAAAUGAAUACCGCCGCGCGCUGGCCUCCGAGCAGAAGGAAAUAAACGCGAAGCACGUAGACAUGGAGUCAUUGGAUGUGUUGGUGUACUCGUAUUUGCUCUACAGCGGCCACAAGAGGACUCUGGAGGCGUUCAGCAGGGAGCGAGGCGCGAUCGCAGCCGAUAGUGCAGCUGCUGCAACCAUCGAGGAUUGCGCAAGCACCGCCGCAGAUGCAUUGCAGGAGGAGGAGAAUACCCCUGAAGAGGAGGGAUCCGACGAUGGAUCAAACGACGAGAUUUAUGCCGAAUCUAUCUACAUCACAGACGAAGUUUUUCUGCGUUUUGAGUCGUCGCUAGAUGUGCGCCACAAGUUGUCGAAUCUUGUGCUCUCAGGGCGUUCGUUCGACGCUUUACGUCUGCUGCAUUCGGCCUACGUCGACGUGGACAAGCAGUCAUUUUACUAUUGCCGACUACUAACCCAGCACUUCCUGGAACUGGUGAUGAACGGCCGCGUUGAGGAGGCCAUCAGGUGGUUCAGGGGCGUCUACGAUUUCAGCGUUAACAAAUAUCCUUGCUUCAAAAAGCUGCUUGAGGAGACCAUGGAAAUUUUGUGUUACAAAGAUGUAGAAGCUCACGCUGUUCGUGAUUAUUAUGGCGCUCGGCGCCGUUUGUGCGUGGCACGUGAGAUUAACGACCUAGCACACGGCUACGACUUUUGGAGGAACAGCCUGAGGGUGUUGGUGCAGUUCCUGACGAUGGGUCGUCGUGACCUUCGCGUGAAACGUGGCUACAGCGGGCCGACGUAUUCAGCGGCCUACAUCUGUCAGCCUCUGGAAACCUUGUGA
Molecule: messenger RNA, 1380 nt
Organism: Babesia bigemina
Lineage: Eukaryota; Apicomplexa; Aconoidasida; Piroplasmida; Babesiidae
Product: PRY domain containing protein, putative
Exons: 5
Coding region: 1-1380 (459 amino acids)
Biological process (GO): cytoskeleton organization; cell surface receptor signaling pathway
Cellular component (GO): cytoplasm
Molecular function (GO): protein binding
Source: RefSeq, a predicted model, not a curated record